Trichobilharzia szidati is the source of this 1457-nucleotide messenger RNA. NCBI's taxonomy places the organism in Eukaryota, Metazoa, Platyhelminthes, Trematoda, Strigeidida, Schistosomatidae. The record is from the annotation of a GenBank genome assembly.
AAAUAUGCGCCUUUCCAAAUCUGUUGAAUAUGCAAUAGAUAAUUAGAAUUUGAGGCGCUACUUUCAUGGGUAAGCGGCGUGGUUCCAGGAAGAAAGGAUGUGUUGAGUUUGAUGAUGGGGAAGAAAUGGUGGACGUUAAAAGCCUGCAUACGGAACGCGUGAAUUUGAAGAACAAGCAUCGACGUCGUAAAAAGUCAUUGAAAAAUCUUGACAGCGCACAUUUUCUCAAUGUUUGCAGUGAUUAUUUGGUUGCAAAAUCACAAGAAACUGACAAGGUAUUGCCGGAUAUUUUGCCACACUCGUGUAGCAGCGCUGAACUUCUUAAUCUACUCAGUACUUUCGUAAAUAGGUACAUCGAUGUAUUCAACGCGAAACUAUCAAGAAUUGACUUGCGUCAGUUUUAUGAUACUACGGCAUAUGUUACUUUUCAGAUUGCCCCAUAUGUUUGUCAACCUGCAGUUGAAAAAUGCCCCGACAAGAGUUUUCGACAUAAGUAUCAACCUUUGUGGGGUGUGUAUGAACGUUUUGCUGUUAAUCGCUUGCCUGGUGGUUUUCCUCUUCCCUCAUGGGCCUGGUGUGCAAUCAAAGAAGAGUCAAUGCCUAAAAAGUCUAGAAAUUUUUCUAAUCUGCCGAAACAAGAUCGGAAACUGUUGAAAGCACUUAAAGGUUAUCAAACAGGACACAUACAAAGACUGGUAUCGGUUUCACGCUCAGCCUCUAGCGCACCGGACCGUUGGAGAAGUGGCAUACCAGCUCCACCAAUGGCUAGGAUGGAAUGUCGUGGAGUCGAACAGGUCUUAGGUUUGCUUUGUCGCUUACCCGAUCUUAUACAUGUAAAGAAUGACAAGUAUUCACAUUUGGAUGUGAUAUCAUCUGAACCACCAGUAGUGUGUCUACGAUAUUCUUGUAUUGCUGCGGAGUUAGUCCCAAAAGACACUCGUCCCAGUGACCUGGAAAAUGUUUCAGAUCAGUUGUUAGAUAUCGCUCCUUAUGGCAAAUUUGCUGUUCGUUUGGUUAGUCGAACGCUGAUAUUACACCAUAUGGGUAAAAUUAUACAAGAAGACCUUUGCCUUACACCAUUGCCGAGUUCAUAUGUUGAGGAAUGUUCUUUGAUUGUUACGGAGGCUGUAUCCAGUUUCAUGAUGUCCCAAGCAUCACCUACCUCAUCGUUAGUUCAGCAAACUGGUUGUGCAUUUGAUGAAACUACUGUUGCAAGAUUAGUUGAAGAGUUAUCCGUUGCAACUGGGAUGAACAAAGCCUAUUCUCUUCAGUGCCUAACCGAGUGUCACUUCAAUUUAGAUUCUGCAUUACAGUCAUUUCAAAAAGUUCAUGCAGCUGGACUCCUCCCACCUGAUGCUUUUUUACCGAGUUGAUAAUUAAUUUUGUAUUUUUCACUGUACAAUAUAUAUAUUUUGUAAAUAUGUUCCUUCAAAAUAUUAAAAUCUUAUGCUUUAUAA